Metopolophium dirhodum (rose-grain aphid) is the source of this 2466-nucleotide messenger RNA. RefSeq lists its product as uncharacterized. The record is from RefSeq and is a predicted model, not a curated record. NCBI's taxonomy places the organism in Eukaryota, Metazoa, Arthropoda, Insecta, Hemiptera, Aphididae.
AUGCCCGCUGCACCAAUCAUAGAUCAUCCAACACGAGCGCCUCGUGCCACUACUCAAGGUGAUGUUAUACAGAUCGCGCCUCAAAUAUUUGUCCCCGAUGUCCCGGCCGGUGGAUCGAAUGCGAUAUCCGACGACGAUCUAUUGUGUAUGAAAGCAAUGGACGAAUUUAAGGAUACAGAUUCAUACACCGUUGCCGUUAACGGGAAACGUGUUUCGACCGCCAAUACCACCUCAGCUGCUAACGCUAAAAAAAUUAGAUUGAAUCUCGUCAAGUCACCCGGGUUUGUUGAGAUUUUGUCGUCCGAAAACCGUAAAAUAGUUUGGUAUUAUGCUAAAACUAUUACUAAUACAAUGAUUUAUUCUGACUUUCUCCGCCCGCUUAUGCCUGAGCUAGUCAAUUUAUUGAAAACCCACGUGAAAAAACAUGCAAUUAAAUUCAAUUUGAAACUCGAGGCAACAUACAACCGGCCCAACGUACCAAACUCGUCGGAGAACCGGGCAUUCAAGACUUCGGCGGUAGAACUUUAUCCGGAUAGUGACAUUAGAACGAUUGUAGAGAGGGCGUAUAUAAAGUUGAUAAAGGAGAAAGAUGAGUACAGUGGGAGGGGGAGUGGGUUUUCUCUAGAGUCAAUAGACGGUUUGUUGUUGGCGAUAUAUAAAUAUACACCGUUGGGUGGCUCGUCGUAUAUCGAGUUGCCAACGUAUAUCGACAGGAAACAGGGUACAAUAAAUCCAAACAUAGACCAGGAAUGUUUUAAGUGGGCAAUUUUGGCGAGACAUGCGGCAAAUAAUGUAUCCGAAAAAUAUAAAUAUUGUGUAGGAGAAAAUUAUAGAAAGCACGCUGAUAAAUAUAAUUUUAAUGGACUCACCUCCCCCACACCACUAUCCGAUAUUAAUAAAUUCGAAAACAAUAACAACAAUGUCUCCAUUAACGUAUACGGACUAGAAAAAAAGUUACAAAUACCGAAAUUGCCCAGGUCUGAAGUGUACCCACUGCGAGUAGUCGAUGAGGAGAAACCAAACCACUUUGACUUGUUGUUGGUGACGGACGACAAAAACUCACACUAUGUGUAUAUUUCAAAUUUUUCCCGGCUCGUUAGACGACAAAAAACAAAACAUGAAGGGAGAGUAGUGUUUUGCAAGAGGUGUUUCACAUCAUUCGAUGACAGGCUGCAUAAAUACAAGUUGAGCGGACAGGAAGCGCUGAAUCAACACAAGCUGAUUUGCGGAGAACACACACCAAUUUUACCAGAUAUGCCAAAAGAGGGUGAGUGUACUGAAUUCGAGGCGUGGAAGAAGACUCGAAGACAUCCCAUAGUAAUUUAUGCAGAUUUUGAGACGAUAUUGACGAAGACUGAUGAGGGCAAAGGAGACAAAACGAGGAUAUUACAUAGACAUGAAGCGAUGAGCUAUGGACUCUUUGUGAAAGCGAGCGAUAACGUACCGCAGGAAUUAUUGGAGGAACAUGACAUACCAACAGAGUCAAUAUUAUACCGAGGAAACAAGAAUAAGACAGACGUGGUGAGGCAUUUUGUUGAAACCGUUACUGAGAUGGCGCUAAAAAUUGAAAAAUUAUUGAAGACCAAUAAACCUAUAGUUUUCACGCAUGAACAACGGCAGUCGCAUGAUUCAUGGAAUUUAUGUAAUUUAUGUAAGACUAACUUUACAUACGACAACCAUAAGGUGGCGGAUCACUGUCAUCUCUCUGGAAAAUACCGGAAAGCUAUAUGUAACGCGUGCAAUCUCAAACUUCAAACACCAAACUAUAUACCUAUAUUUUUUCAUAACCUGUCCAACUAUGACGCGCAUCUAAUAGUUACAGAACUUGGCCAUGACACCCAAGCUAUUAAAGUAAUACCUAACAGCAAGGAGAAAUUUAUAUCAUUUACGAAAUACGUCACAAACACCUUUUCAAUGCGAUUUAUAGACACGUUCAGGUUUAUGGCAUCAGGACUGUCAUUUUUAGCAAAAAAUCUUGUGACACCAGAGCUUGAGAAUUUCCGAGAAACCGCGAAACAUUUUGUCGCCGGAGAUAUGCCGUUAGUGACUCAGAAGGGGGUGUACCCAUACGAGUACACAGAUAGCUGGGAGCGAUUGGAUGAAGAACGAUUACCGAGUAAGAGGAGUUUUUAUAGUACGUUGAAGGAGACGAGGAUAAAGGAGGAAGACUUUGAGCACGCGAAGUUGGUUUGGGACCACUUUGGCUGUACGACGUUGGGCGAGUAUUCAGACUUAUAUUUGAAAAUCGAUGUAUUGCUGUUGGCUGAUGUGUUCGAAAACUUCCACGACGUAUGUAUGAGGGCAUACAACUUGGACGCAGCCCACUAUUUCACCGCCCUAGGCUUAAGUUUCGAUGCGAUGCUGAAGGUAUACGUGGUGGAUUGGUUCAAGCGAGCAAACGAUAUGCGAAGGCGAAUAAUGCAAAGACCCCGGACUACGAUGAGACGAAAGAGAAAUCGUGGAUAG